AUGAGCAAAGUUCCUGAUGCUUGGGAGGACGAAUGGUCUAACGCUGCCGAUACCGGCCCCGCAACCCAGGCCACCGAACCAAAGAAAAUAUCCUCCAAGGUUUCCAAGGCUCAGAAAAGGGCUCAGCAAGCUGAGUUCAACAGACAAUUAUGGGCUGAAGCUGAAGGCCCAAAACAAACAAAUUACUUUCUCGAGUCUCGAAAUGUCGUCCCCCUUCGCUCAGAGUUCAAGCCGCCGCCUGUCCUCCUGUCCAGAAAAGGUCCUGUCAUUCAAAAGCGCAGAGCAGCCCCAAACGGUGUGGAAGGUCUGAGCUUGAACGACUCUCCGUCCUUGGGGAACAACCAAGAGUCAUCUGAAGACGAAGAAGAAAACAAGGCAAAAGAGCUCACCCUUGCUGAGCGCCAGGCUCAAGCAGCAAAAGAUCGUGAGGAGAAGCAGCGGAAAUACGAAGAACGCAGACAAGAAUUGUUCGGCACAGCAACUAGCAGCGGCAAUACCUCCCAACAACAUCUGGGAAAUACCCAUAAUAAAUCGGGCACGUCAACGCCAGCUAGUCUGACGCCGCCUGGGUCACGCUCGGGCACUCCGAGUCGCGGUGGUGGUCGGGGAAAAGGAGGCAGAGGAAGAGGCGGUGGAGGUCCAUCAUCACAUCCCUCGACGAGGAAUCAGUCGAGGGGUUCUCAACACCGAGAAUUAUUUGACCCAUCCUACACCUCCAAGCCGCCGAGGGAGGAUGUGCAGCAUGUCCGUACUCCCGACAUUCACCCGAUUCGCACACCUCGGGGUCCAGAUGGGAGCGGCAGAGGAGGUUUCGGCUUCUCGAGUCCUCGUGGUGCACACAUUACGAGUUAG
This is a messenger RNA of Exophiala bonariae, 852 nucleotides long. RefSeq lists its product as uncharacterized. The record is from RefSeq and is a predicted model, not a curated record. The transcript is spliced from 3 exons. Bases 1 to 852 code for a protein of 283 amino acids. NCBI's taxonomy places the organism in Eukaryota, Fungi, Ascomycota, Eurotiomycetes, Chaetothyriales, Herpotrichiellaceae.